UUUCUGCUGGAAUUGACCCCGCAGUGGCGCCCACUAUUCAGCCUUUUAGACGAAACAACACAUAGCGGAUCUUCCUUUCUUCCGUAUAACCAGAACCCUAAUUCUUGUAUUAUCACCUUUAAUCCCUGUCUAUCAGAAUUAAAUAUCCAUGUCUCAAACUGAUGCGGUUCUGGUUUUGGUUCUUCUGAGUUCAUUUCUUCCAUGGAUCUCCGGAUCGCGUUCUAUCCUCCGUGAAAUAAGCAAAGACAAUAAAGAAGAGGUCGAGUACGCGGUUGAACUGAACACCACUAGCUUCGAUGCGGUUCUCGGGAACACGCCUGCCACCUACGCCGUUGUCGAGUUCUUCGCGAAUUGGUGUCCUGCAUGCAGAAACUAUAAGCCCCAUUAUGAAAAGGUUGCAAGGCUCUUCAAUGGACCUAAUGCAGUGCAUCCUAGUAUUUUAUUGAUGACAAGGGUGGACUGUGCAUCGAAGUUAAACAAUAAACUCUGUGAUAAAUUUUCUGUGGCCCAUUAUCCUACGCUAUUUUGGGGUCCUUCUUCAAAGUUUGUAGCUGCUAGUUGGAAACCCAAGCAAGAGAAGAGUGAAAUAUCUGUAAUUGACGAUGGACGGACAGCUGAGCACUUGCUUAAUUGGAUCAAUAAGCAGUUAGGCAGCUCAUAUAGCUUGGAUGAUGAGAAGUUCGAAAAUGAAUAUCUUACAUCAAAUUUGUCAGAUGCUGGACAGAUUGCACGAGCUGUAUAUGAUAUUGAGGAGGCAACAACUACUGCCUUUGACAUCAUCUUAGAGCACAAGAUGAUCAAAUUGGAAACUCGAGCUUCUCUUAUAAAAUUCCUUCAGCUUUUGGUGGCUCAUCAUCCUUCCAGAAGGUGCAGGAAGGGAAGUGCGGAGGUUCUUGUAAACUUCGAUGACUUGUACCCAUCAGCUGUGCAGUCAAUAAGCAAGCCAGAUGUCGUCAUGGGUAAUGGUGAUGGUGCGCUGAGGAAUUUCCAGAUUUGUGGGAAAGAAGUCCCUCGUGGAUACUGGAUGUUUUGCCGUGGCAGCAAAAAUGAUACAAGGGGCUUCAGUUGUGGACUAUGGGUUCUAUUGCAUUCAAUCUCUGGGAGAAUUGAUGAUGGAGAGAGCCAAUUUGCAUUUGAAGCUAUAUGUGAUUUUAUACACAACUUCUUCAUUUGUGAGGAGUGUCGUCAACAUUUUUAUGAGAUGUGUUCUAGUGUUACUAGUCCUUUCAAGAAAUCCCGGGACUUGGCCCUUUGGUUGUGGAGGGCACAUAAUAAAGUCAAUGAAAAAUUGAUGAAGGAUGAAGCUUCGCUGGGAACUGGUGACCCCAAGUUCCCGAAGAUUAUGUGGCCUUCAAAGCAGCUUUGCUCUUCCUGUUCGCUCUCUCGUGGCCAGAAAGAUAAUGGAAGUGGUCGGGUUGAUUGGGACGAGGAUGAGGUUUUCAAGUUCUUGACAGAGUAUUACGGGGAAACGCUAGUAUCCUUGUAUAAGGAAAAAGGUCUUCUUGGGAAUGGCGCAACUGAUGGGGUUCUUGAAGAGCUGGUGGCUUCAACGAAUGCAGUCGUGGUGCCAGUGGGGGCAGCGCUGGCGAUUGCUUUUGCUAGCUGUGCUUUUGGAGCUCUUGCUUGCUACUGGCGUUCACAGCAGAAGAGUCGGAAGCGAAGAAGAAAGCUGGACGUAAUAUAGUUGAGAAGUGAUGAUACCAAUACAAACAAGGUGAAGAUCUGAAGGUGCCCAAUUUAUGGUGCCCAAUCAGGUGAAAUCAGACACUAAAAGGGAAACCAAGAUUGCGUUAAUUAUGUCAACUGGCAUGUCCGUUCCAUAUAGCUGCAGAGUUUUACCUGAACGUUUUUUAUUUGGAUUGUACAGAUUAAUAUCAUUAUCUGAUAUUUGGAACGACGUUGCCUUUAAUUGCGGACUUGUAUUGCCAUUUAAUAUCACAUCCUAUCCAUCAUUUAUCCACAAAA
Messenger RNA from Tripterygium wilfordii, 1965 nucleotides. RefSeq names its product sulfhydryl oxidase 2-like. NCBI's taxonomy places the organism in Eukaryota, Viridiplantae, Streptophyta, Magnoliopsida, Celastrales, Celastraceae. The record is from RefSeq and is a predicted model, not a curated record. Gene Ontology annotation, cellular component: Golgi membrane. Gene Ontology annotation, molecular function: flavin-dependent sulfhydryl oxidase activity; protein disulfide isomerase activity. The transcript has 12 exons. Gene Ontology annotation, biological process: protein folding. Bases 149 to 1684 code for a protein of 511 amino acids.